UUUGAGGAAGCUGAGCACUGAAACCGGCGAGCUUCAGUCGAGUCAGUCUUGGACAAAGACUAACAUAUUGGCCGUCCUCAUCCAAAGAGAUGGAAGCUAAAUAGAACACGGCAUUCCAAGCCGAACGCGUCUCUUGCACAGUGGAAAGAUGACGUAACAGAGAUGGCUCUGAAGGCAGUCCCACCAGUAUAAAACUCGGGUGCCAAGGCAAUCCCAUACAUCUCUGCUUUCUUCUGAUAGUUUGUUUUCCUGAAUCGAAAUGGCGUCGAGGAGCUCUGCCCCAGCACCUUCCAAGCCCGCUGCGCCGGCUCCUGCACCACCGAAAUCAUCAGGCGGACGCGGAACGCCAGAGCCCCCGCCCAAGGCUCGUCAGCCUCCGAAGUUCAUAUACAGAGGGGACACCAGGGUGGCUGUGGAUGAUGUGUUCAAGAACGGGAUCAAGGCCGCCGGUAAGAACACAGAUGUCCUUGCUCACGUCCGUGGCGGCCCGAAUCUCAGCGACACGGCUUAUAUCGCCACCACUCAGACUCGGAGAGUGGCCGGAGUGUUUAUGAAGCAAGUGAUCCCAGAGGAUUCUUUUGUAGACAAGACGCAUCCCGAGAUCAAGUACUACAGGCGCACUGGGUGGCUGUACACGAUCAACACGGCUGGGCUGGAGAUGGUGUAUGUUCCGGACUUUCUGGAGGAGAAGAAGCUCCAGAAGGAGAUUAACACGUAUAGCUGGCAGCAGGAGUGGGCUGUGAAGGGGGCAAUUCCUGCCAAGAACAUAAAGGAGGCUCAGCUGGUUGAUGGAUACUUCUGGAGGUUCAGUGACUAUGAUGCGAACCUGAAACGGGCAAAUGUUGAUGCCAUUUACCCGGCCGAUAAGGAGUCUCCUUACAAGACCAAGAAUGAGACGAACAAAGCUUAUAAAGAGUAAGAUGUGUUUUUAACAUUCCUAGUUAUAAAAUAAUUUGCUGUGAUUAUCCUGACUACAUGUUCCAUGUAAUAAUGUUUGGUUUGUUUAAAAUUUAUAAAAGAAAAGUUAAUACGGCAUAAAAAUAAACUACACUUUUGUUUAA
Messenger RNA from Selaginella moellendorffii, 1061 nucleotides. RefSeq lists its product as uncharacterized. The record is from RefSeq and is a predicted model, not a curated record. Bases 260 to 919 code for a protein of 219 amino acids. Gene Ontology annotation, molecular function: NAD+ poly-ADP-ribosyltransferase activity. Gene Ontology annotation, cellular component: extracellular region. NCBI's taxonomy places the organism in Eukaryota, Viridiplantae, Streptophyta, Lycopodiopsida, Selaginellales, Selaginellaceae. The transcript has 2 exons.